UUCUGCUAGUGUAUCCCUGAUCUUCUGACCCCUUGACCCAUGUGCUCCUCAUCAACUGCUGUUUGGAUCUUGAUGGUGCUGCAGAUGUUUCAUGUGGUACAUGCAGGUCAGUUUUCAAUCAUCCCACCCCAAAACCCCACCAUUGGAUUCCUUGGAGAAGAAGUAAUCCUACCAUGCCAACUAACAACUAAGACUAUAUCUGAAAGCAUCAGCAUAGAUAUCCACUGGAUGUUUAUGAAAUCAUCAGAAAAAAUCAGUGUGAAGUCCUAUGGUGGAAAAAACAAGGAGGAUAUGCAAGAUGGGAGAUAUCAGGAUCGAGCAGACCUCUUCUAUAAUGAGCUUAAUAGAGGGAACAUGUCCCUGAAGCUGAAGAACAGCCAGAUCUCUGACCAAGGAAAAUACAUCUGCAUGGUCUCUCUUGGAGACUGGUAUGAUGAGGCGGUUGUUGAGCUGAAUUUGACAGCUAAUGGAGCAGAGCCUGCUAUUGCCUUGGAACUGUAUAAGGGCCAGGGAAUUGGUCUCACCUGCAGUUCUAGUGGUUGGUAUCCCAAGCCGCAAGUUCUCUGGCUGGACAGCAAAGGGAAACCCCAAACUGAGAAAGCAGAGGCUACAAACAUACAGCAGGAACCGGGAGGGACCUUCAGUGUUUCCAGUUCCUUUACGACAGAGCAAGGAGCUGACAAUGAAGUCUCUUGUAAAAUCAUCAACAGUAUAUUGCAGACCGAGAGUGAAUCCAGAAUCUUGAUCUCUGAUGAUUUUUAUCCUUCUACUUCCCCUUGGCUUCCUCCCUUCAUAAUAAUUUUAUUGCAUAGCCUGUCUCUUACUGCUUUUUUGGUGUAUGCACUAAUACAGAGCUAUCAAACAGUGUCUCAAUCUGUAGAGAAGAAGAAUGCAAUAAAAGCGGAACAAGAACACCUAAACCAUGCAAUAGAUAUAGGGAGAACAACAUCCCAAACAGCUGUUGCUGAUCUGCAAAAACGUUCUGCUCGACUCACAGAUGAGCUGGAUUUUAGAAGAGCUCAGAGUCUUGCAGCUUCUGUCAUUUUGGAUCCAGAUUAUAAACAUCCUGAAGUCACCAUCAGUGAAAAUAAUAGGGUAGCCCAACUUAAGCCACCUACAGCAGGGCAACCUGUAACUGCUCCUUUUGUGAUGGGGAAGGAGGGUUAUGCUGCUGGGAAACACUACUGGGAGGUGAAGGUGGGUGACAGGUUGGACUGGGAGCUGGGAGUGCUGACUCAGGCUGCUAGGGACAAAGCCAAAAAGGAAAUGUCUGUGGAUUCCCUUGGAGAAGAAUUCUGGACUCUGAGAAGCUGCAGAGGAGGCUUAUUUUCAGGCAAGGAUAAGAUUGAAAAGAAGGACGUAUCCUGUCUAGUGAUUGGCAUGUUCUUGGACCAACAGGAUGCAAGAACUAUCUCGUUUUAUAAUGCAGAGUUAAUGUUCCAUAUGAAUUCUAUCCCCAUUCAGUCGGAAGAGAAAUUAUUCCCAUUUUUCAGCUUUGGCAAAGCUGCAGAAGACAAAGAUCAGAGUGUACUGGAGAUCGUUCCUGUCAGUGUCAUUGUCCGUUCCAAUAAUUUUAGGUAGAAAGAAUCAUUGUGAGUUUUGUUUUGUUUUUUCACCAAAGAAAAGUGGACAGAAUAUUGAAUCCCAGGAUACACAAGGUGACAAUAAAAUAGAUACUAAACAUACUUCAAAUAUUUAACUGUUUUUUCCCCUUUUUUGAUUCCAUUAUUUACAUUGUUUUAAAAUCAUCCUUACAGACAGACAUUUUAUAGCACAAUCUCAAUCCUGAUAGGGAAUAGGGAUGCACAUGGAUUCCACUGCUCAGUCUGAAAAUAGGUAGGCUUUAUGAGUGUUUACAUCACACUCAAAAGCUUUCAGGGUUCUCAAGCUGUAUGAUCCCCACCUCCAGAGGAAAUGAUGCUCUGCAUGUCCUUGUAAGGAGAGGCCUCUGUGGCAAGUCCUCUACCACCUGCUAUCCACUCCCUUAAAGUAAGAUUUUUUUUCCCCAGCUUUGAGGGGAAAGGGGGACAGGGAGGAAAAAUAUGCUACCGUGAAGGCAGUUACAAGUUCCACUUUGAGUCAUGACCUGCUUGAAUGAGGACUGUGCCUGACUGAAACUGGGGUUGCUCUUUCUUUAAUGAGAUAUUUUAUUGUAUAUUUGCUUGCUCGUUUGGUCAUUUUUUAUGUACAAAUGUUUUGUCAUUUGGUCAUUUAUGUGCGUCUAUGUUGCUACCAGAAAAAAAAUUCCUCACCAGCUUCAUUACAAUCUCCUCACCCAUUUCUUCACCAGCUGCAAUACAGAUGAGUAAACUUUCUCUAUGACCAGGUUUUUUGUGAAUGUGCAACUGUUUUGUAUGACAGUGGACACAUUGUCAGGUGGGCAUAGGCCAAAUAUAUAAAGAAACUAAUUCUGCAAAUGGUCAUUGGUCACCACUUGUUAUUUUUGUUUACAUGUUUCCUCUUGUUGCGAACCCUGUAUAUUUAUCACUAUAGUUCUGUAAAGCCAGGCUCAGAGAAGAACUUUGGGACAGGCAUAAAAGCCAUUCGGAAAUAAGAGAGGAGCUUUUAAAUCCCACAAAUUCUUUUAUUUGCUGUUCCGCAUUCAAGAAAAUGGGGGAAACAGUGAGAGAGCUGAUAGACAUUCUGAGGUGAACUCUCACAGAUGUAAACAAUGGCUAAGAUACAAUGCAGCAUAUUGCUCUUCCAUCAGUGGAGUGUGCGCACUGAUUUCAUGCGUGAGGAGAGCCGGCUGAUGCUUCUUGCAAAUGUGGGGGGCAAAGAGAAGAGAUCUCUCCUUAACCAGGCUUUAAGAAUCACACCAUUCUUAAAUGAGGUGAUUUAGCUUUAAGAAUCACAACAUCCACAAUCGGAAACUAUGGGAGAUGUGUCCUACAGUGCGGAUGUGAUUCUUAAAAGCCAGGAAGGCUCUCUAUUUUUGCAAACAGCAUCGGCAGGCUCUCUUCUCUCAUGGACCCAGUGUGCAUGCAUUGCUGAUGGAAGAGUGGAAUGCUGCAUGGUAUCUAAGGCAAUAUAGAAAUCCCAUAAAUGCUCUUUAGAAUGUUUUUUUUUUUAACAUUCAACCAUUUCCAGCUGAUUCUCUUCCUGUGGAAGCAAAGCUAUGAGGACUUGUUUUUUAAAAAAAAAGACAGGGAAAAGUUGCACAAAGAAUCCACAAAAAUGUUUAGUGUGACCCUAAUGGCAAUAUAUUUUCAUGAGAUAUUGCCCAGCUGGGGGAUACCGCACUACAACCAUUAACAUGCUUCCACUACACAGUGCUUCCCAUUGGCCUGGCAUUUCACAUACUCCAGCAAUCAUGCUAGUUUGGGAAGGGCU
Molecule: messenger RNA, 3333 nt
Organism: Hemicordylus capensis (graceful crag lizard)
Lineage: Eukaryota; Metazoa; Chordata; Lepidosauria; Squamata; Cordylidae
Product: butyrophilin subfamily 3 member A2-like
Exons: 12
Coding region: 40-1581 (513 amino acids)
Molecular function (GO): protein binding
Source: RefSeq, a predicted model, not a curated record